This is a messenger RNA of Lycium ferocissimum, 734 nucleotides long. Its product is annotated as SKP1-like protein 1A. NCBI's taxonomy places the organism in Eukaryota, Viridiplantae, Streptophyta, Magnoliopsida, Solanales, Solanaceae. Gene Ontology annotation, molecular function: cullin family protein binding. The record is from RefSeq and is a predicted model, not a curated record. The transcript has 2 exons. Gene Ontology annotation, cellular component: cytoplasm; nucleus. Bases 54 to 500 code for a protein of 148 amino acids. Gene Ontology annotation, biological process: SCF-dependent proteasomal ubiquitin-dependent protein catabolic process.
CUAUAUUGCUUCUCUCUUCUCUCUCUAGGGUUUGUUCCCAAAAUUCCUCAAAAAUGAUUGUACUGAAGAGUGCCGAUGGAGAAACGUUUGAGGUUGAAGAGGCAGUGGCUUUAGAAUCAGAGAGUAUUAAGCUUAUGUUUGGAGAUGACUGUGCUAACACAAGCAUCCCUCUGCCUAACGUGGCUAGCGAGAUCUUGGCUAAGGUUAUUGAGUACUGCAAGCGCCACGUGGAGGCUAAAGAUAAUAAGGUCUCUGAUGAGGAUCUCAAGUCUUUUGAUGCUGAUUUUGUCAAAGUUGACCAGAGUACCCUUUUCGAUCUCAUACUGGCUGCCAACUAUUUGAACAUAAAGAGCCUGCUUGAUCUAACUUGUCAGACAGUUGCAGACAUGAUCAAAGGGAAGACUCCCGAGGAGAUCCGUAAGACAUUCAACAUCAAGAAUGACUUCACUCCUGAGGAGGAGGAGGAAGUUAGGAGGGAGAACGCCUGGGCAUUUGAGUGAAUUUGAAUUUGUUAAGCCGUCCAUAUUCUGAUGAUUGAUUUGCAAUAUACUAGUAGAUGCUUUGAACAACUUUCAUGUUAGUAAAUAUGUGACUUUUGUUUCUCGGACCUUCGACUUUGUCAGUUGAGGGAGACUGUUAAACCUCUUUUGUGUGUUAUGACUUAUGUCAUGGUUUCUUAUGUUCUAGUAGAAAUUGAAGAUUGAAAUCAUGUUGGUAGCUAAUUUUCAUUUUCA